This is a messenger RNA of Paralichthys olivaceus (Japanese flounder), 2197 nucleotides long. The record is from RefSeq and is a predicted model, not a curated record. NCBI's taxonomy places the organism in Eukaryota, Metazoa, Chordata, Actinopteri, Pleuronectiformes, Paralichthyidae.
UGCUUUCCAGAGGAGGCCGGGCACGACUCACGUUUUAACAUCCAGCUCUGAAAACAAGUGUGAACGGUGGCGUCAGAGAAGAGGAAUCGCACGCUGAGGUCCCGGGACGUCGUUCACUCACUGCUGCCACAAAGAGCGUCGGUGGCAGCGCUCGGUUCAGGUGCUCCGAGGCGAGACAUCGAGCAAUUAGGCAGCGAGACAGGUCCACAAAGACCAAAGUGAUGUCAGCUCAGCGCCGCACAACCCUGAGCUCCAGUCUUCUGGCUCUGACUCCUCCUGUUUCACAGUGAACACAAACAUCUGAAUGUUGGAGGAGCUUCCACUUCCAGCAGGUUUCACACUGAUCAGCUCACGAGGAUCUUCUGUCGGCUCCUCCCCCUCCACACGGUUCUGCUCUCGGCCCUUUGAAAGAGAUUUUUAAUUCCACUGGGACGAACGUGGUUGAAUAAAUUCUUGAAUAAUGAGAUGAGGUUUGUAAAUUGUCUGCUCUUGUGACUGUGUGUUGCUGGAUGUGUGUCAGUGCUGCUGACCUGGGUGAACUGCUCCAGCGUUCGCAUGGCCACCAGGAUCCAGGACAUCUUCACCGUGGGGAAGCUCAUGGCUCUGGGGCUCAUCAUUGUGGUCGGCCUGGUCCAGAUCUACAACGGGAACUACGAGGCUCUGACGCCUCAGGUGGCCUUCUCCAUGGACAGGACGCCAUCGGUGGGGCAGAUCGCUCUGGCCUUCCUUCAGGCCUCCUUCGCCUUCAGCGGCUGGAACUUCCUCAACUACGUCACAGAGGAGGUGGUUGAACCCAGACGGAAUCUACCUCGUGCCAUCUACAUUUCCAUUCCAUUGGUGACCAUUGUGUACACGCUCACCAACAUCGCCUACUUCUCCUCCAUGUCGCCCGAGGAGCUGCUGUCGUCCAAUGCCGUGGCCGUAACGUUCGGGGAGAAGCUUCUGGGAACGUUCUCCGUCAUCAUGCCCAUCUCCGUCGCCCUGUCCACCUUCGGAGGAAUCAACGGUUACCUGUUCACGUCGUCCAGGUUGUGUUUCUCCGGGGCCAGAGAGGGUCACCUGCCGAGCCUGCUGGCCAUGAUCCACUAUAAGAACUGUACGCCCAUCCCCGCUCUCCUGGUCUGCUGCUCUGCCACCAUUGUUAUUCUCUGCAUCGGAGAAACACACAACCUGAUCAACUACGUCUCCUUCAUCAACUACCUGUCGUACGGCGUCACCAUCGCAGGUCUGCUGUACUACCGCUGGAAGAAACCCAACCUCUACCGACCCAUCAAGGUGAACCUGCUGGUUCCUGUGUGUUACCUGAUGUUCUGGGCGUUGCUGCUGGGAUUCAGUCUUUACUCGGAGCCGGUGGUUUGUGGCGUCGGUCUCGUCAUCAUGUUGACCGGCGUACCCGUCUACUUCCUGGGUGUUCAUUGGAAAGAAAAACCAAAGUGUAUCUACAACUUCAUCGAGACGGCGACGUACGUGGGCCAGAGGUUGUGCUUCGUGGUGUUUCCUCAGAUCGACCCCAUCGAGAACGCCGACCCCUCAGAAUGGACUGACCGCUCAUCAGGCAGGAGCAGUUUGUCCUAAAACUCUUUUCUGAAUAUAUGAAGAUUUUUCACUGUGCUGAGUCCAGACACCUGCUCUGGGAUCUGCCUGUUUGACCUUUCACCGUCUAAGACUCUUUGUUUCCUCCAGUCGAGCGGAAACUCGUCUGCACUUUUUAUUUUUUUUACUAAGUCGACAAACACAAAAAUCUAAUGCCGACAGAGCGACACUGUGAAAAUGACUUUUAUUCCCAUGUUGGAAGCAUUUGUUCCUUCUCGUGUAACAUGACUGGACUCUGACAGUUACUUCUUCUGAAUGUUGCUGGUGUGUUAUCGUGCCUUUAGACCUUUUCACACCAUGUCCACACAGAUCCAGAGUCAGGAAUCUGAAUACAGUCAGAAAAUAGACUUCUGCAUUAGGUCUGGUACAAAAUAUUCAUAUGGUUGUGAACACCAUGAUAAGUUUGAUCUACACUUCUCCUCUGUGUUUCUGAGGAACUAGAGUUUUCAGGAUAAUGUUUCUAAAAGUUUCAUCAUUUUAUUUUCAUCUAUAGCUGCUUUCAGACAUGAACCGACAUGUUCCUCACAUGUUCCUCACAUGUUCCUCACAUGUUCCUCACAUGUUCUGAACAAAUGUCUGAGUCAGUGUCUCUGGACGUGUUCUG